AAGAAAAAUAGUGAAAGAGCAGCAGCUACAGCAUUACUCUUGAUGCUGCUGAUAUGGGAAGUUUCUGGUGACAACAAGCAACUGCUUUAGUACUGUUCGAAGAGGAAUCUCUCACGUCAGGGAGACAACCAACUUAGCCUAUAUGCUGCAGAUCCAAUGCUGACUGACAAUACUGGGUGCAUAGCAGGAGGGUGUCCAAACAAACCAGGCCUAUCACCCUGAUGCUUGCGGCAGCCACAGCGUAGCCGCGACACCAUCGCGUUCUGCCUGUGGGCAUUAUGCUACGAGAGUUGCUGCUAGCCUUGGGUGGCCACCCCGGUGCUGUGUUUGUUCAGGUCAAUGGAGUUGAGCUGGAGGUAGCGCAAGACCUGUCCUGGAUCACUAGCAGCGAGAGGGACUUCUUGAACCGCCUCUGCAGACUGGGCACGCUGUACAUGCGGUUUUAUCGCAUCGUCGAGGAGCAGGAUGACAUACCGACCGCAAGCAAUGGCCACUAUUGGCGUGCUCUGUGCGAUGGCCUGCGGCAGAUUCUCACGGACUAUUUGAAGGACCUGGUUGCCUUGGAAGAUGAGAUUGUGGAGAACGGACAGGUUGCGCUGACGCACAUUGUGCGCACUGUUGAGCCGUAUCAGACAUUAUUCACGACACUCGGUCUGCUCUUCGAUGACCUAAAGAACAAGAAGAUGCAUGGCUGUCAGAUAUUGGACGUGCUUCAUCAGCAUAGCAACCACGGUCACCCGUCCAGUCAGGCUGCAGUCAGAAGUCUGCAGUAUCACUGCCAUCAGGUGUUCUUUCGUCAGCUGAGUAGCUGGCUGCUGCACGGUCUGCUGGUGGACCGGCACUCCGAGUUCUUCAUCCAGCCGACAGGCAGUACGAGUGCUGCGGAGACGAGUGCUGCGACGGAUUCCGUGGACGGCGCGAGCAUCAGCACUACGACAAUGAAAGCCAUCAAGCAGCAGACGGUGCGAUUGAAGAGGCACUCACGGCGUCAACGCAAGGCACGUGUGCUUCACGGCGUCGCCUCCAAGUUUCUCCCGUCCUACAUGCCCAUGCAACUGGCCAACAAGAUCCUGUUUGUAGGCGAGGCGGUGCAGAUGCUGGCAACGGAUGACGAGAUGGGUGUCAAGCGGAGCUCUGAGCUGUACCGCGGUGGCAGUAUAUUCGAGGAGAAGGAGAUAGUGUUUGCCCGGCAGCUGCUGACCGUCCAGCACUUGCCCCUGUUCAACUUGAUAGCAAUGGAAGAAGUCGUGAUGGACAUCUAUUCAUGCAUCUCAGCGCGAUUGUGGCACUAUGUCAUGAAGGAAGCAAAUCUUGUUGAACAUCUUCGGGUGUUCAAGAAUCACUUCCUUCUUGGCCGCGGAGAGCUCUUCUGCAGUUUCCUGACGCUGGCAGAGCAGAUCCUCCGCUCGCCGCCUAACAACAACACCGAGCACGAUGUGAACAUAGCCUUUCAACAGGCCGUUGGUGAGCUGGGCUCAACCGACGAUGAGACUGGAUUUUCUUUCCGUGUGCAUGUGGCCUUGCCGGACAAGAGCUCUGCACAAGAUAAAUCCUCUGGCAGUGUUGCGGUACAGUCUGGCCCGUUGACGGGCUGGCAGAGUAUUGGCUUGAGCUGUGCUGUCACCUGGCCACUGCAUUUGAUCUUCACCGACACUGCGUUUGAAGACUACAACAAGCUGUUUCUGUUCCUGCUGGGCGUGAAACGAGCCGCUCAGUUCCUGCACGGUUCCUGGAUAAACCUGAUGGAGACGGCCCAGUCGCUGCGAGCAAUGACUGCCGAUCAGCGGUUGCUGUGGAAGCUGCGUGCGGAAAUGGCAUUCUUCGUUGACAACUUGCAAUACUAUUUGCAGGUUGACGUAUUAACCGUACAAUACCGACAGCUCAUCGAGCGAAUCGAAAACGAGCAGAGCUUCGAGGCUAUCCACUUAGCACACGACUCGUUCCUGGCAUCCCUCACUGCACAGUGCUUUCUGAACUCGAAACCGGCCUCGCACUGCCUGAAGGAGAUCUUGCGCAUGGCGGGCAUCCUCUACGACCUCCUUCAGCGCUUGGAGACCUGGUCUGACGGCGAUCACAAGCGCUUGAUGGACUUGCAGAAGAUGUUUGCACGCCAGUCUGGCCUGCUCUUGAAGAUCCUGUCCAGUGUUGGCAAUCACCGAUCCAACCCUCAUCUGGCACAGCUCCUGUUGCGCAGCGACUUCAACUACUUCUACUCCAAGAGGUCUGCCACAGCAUUCUGACACUGCGCCUUUCAUCCUUGAUGGACCGACUACCUUUCAUACAACAUUAGCUCAUCGUUCUAGCUAGGAUAGGUAGGCAUUACAUAACCUCACUUGAAGAAACUUCAACUAGAAAAUUUGUGUUGAGUAGAUUCACAGUCUUCACAUAUUUUUUAUAUCUUUAAAUGCCCAUGCUUUUAUACAAAAAAGUCAUUUACUUCAUGUUACACAAAAAGUCAAAAACACACACAAAAUAAUGUACUCAAAAGAUGAGAAAGGUGAAGAGUUUCAGUAUGCUCAAUGGGGGUUCAAUUUUUAACGUUUGCCGCAGUUAGUUAUGUAGCAAGCUUUGUUUCAUAGGCAGUUUAAAAAAAGUGAUGUCAUCAGGUGAAAUUUAAUAAUAAUGUGAUGCUCAAGGAGACAGCAAUGGGUAGCGCAUUAUUUAUUUUGGUGUGCAUUAUGGAGCAGCGAAUGUGCACGACGCAUCCACGUUGCUGAUACGUUACUAUUUAUUCGUGAAGACUUGGGAACGGAAACAAAACAUGUCAUGAGAAAGAACAACAGGAAAAAGAAGCACACUCAACUAAUCUGUGUGUGUGCGUGCAUGCAGUACAACUAUGACGUAAUGAAUAUAGAUACACAUCACGCCCCUUCGAGAUGUUGCGAAACCUGUGACAGCAACAUCUAUCAUAAAUAAAACAAAAUGAAGAAUGAAAACAACAAAGCAGAGACAGCAGAAAUUGACAUUAGUGAUCAAGAGUGUCAAUCAUAGGACUGUCCAUGAUGCGAACCAAUGUUUAAACGCUGGGGUGGCUUGCGCUGACGUGCGCUGCGGCGGGACGGCGGCGGCGGGGAAGAGGCGUCAGCAGCAGCCGGUUGGACAACAAGCGGUGCAGGCACAAGUGGGCGAUACGGACGCAGGAAUCUGCGGUUCCGCCAAUAAAUGCGACCACUCGGCAACUUCACUAGGUAGUCCCGAUGAUUACCGACAGCAACAAUGACCCCACGAAUAGACCACUGCUUGGUGCGCGGAUGCUGAACAUCCACGUGGGUGCCGAGGCGGAGCUGCGGCAACGAGCGACGAGUUGACGACUUGUCUGUGACGGAAUCGUCGGAUGGCAUGGCAGUCUCAUCACGUGUCGUCGCUUUGGAGAGCCAGGAUGAAUCAAACUCCUUCCAAUGUGCAAUGACGAAUGACUGGAGAGAGCGGCCAUAUAGGAGCUCAGCGGGGCUCUGACCAGAGGAGCCAGGUGUGUUUCGCCAUUCCAGUAGCCCUCGGCGGAAGUCAUCUGUGUCAAGAUUGCCAUUCACGGUUGUCUUGGUGAUAAGACGCUUCAUGGCUUUGACAGCAGCUUCGGCGUGCCCAUUACUCUGCGGGUAGUGGGGAGAGGACAUGACAUGGUUUACCUGCCAGCGCUUACAAAACUCAGCAAACUUAUGCGAGGAGAACUGGGGACCACCAUCUGUACACAGCACAGCAGGAACACCAACAUCAGAGAACCAGCGACGGAAUGCUAGUAUCACGUCAUGCGAUGAGGUGGUGCGGCCAGUACGCGCGACACAGGGCCAACCGGUCAAACGAUCUGCAUACACAAGGAAGUCGUGACCUUGACAAGUGAACAAAUCGGCAGAUGCACAUUCAAACGGUAGUGUCGGGGUGCGGUCGUUCAGCAGGGGCUCAGCUGGCUGGGACGACUGGUGUUCGCGGCAAGCAGGACAAGAACGAACGAGUGUAUCAAUGUCCUUGGUGAUACCGGACCAGUAUACAAGCUGACGCGCACGAGACUUAGUACGCACUAGGCCUUGGUGUGAAGCGUGGAGGUUGUGCAAUACCUGAGCACGCAAUGAUUCAGGAACAACAAUGCGGUUGCCCUUCAACACAAUACCAUGGUCGACGGAGAGAUGCUCACGUCCAUUCCAGUACGCACGUAACGGAGCAGGCAACUUCUGCUGGCGAUCAGGGAAUCCAGUCAAGAUACACUCAAUCAAUGACUGGUACAUGGCAUCUGCAGCUGCAGCUUCCCGCAGCUCUGCAACCUUGAGAUUCGCAUUCGGCUCAGUGUCAGAGUGCACCAUGCAGAUCUGAAUGCUGCGGCAAUGAAGCGACGGGGCUUCACCAAGCUCAUCAGUGGUGGAAGGAAUGCCAACAGGAUUCCGGGACAGCGCAUCGGCGAAGGCAUUUUCAGAACCUUUUCGCCAAUAUGCCUGCAGCUGAUAGGCUUGGAGCUUGAGGCGUAAUCGGAGAAGACGCGGGUUCUCGAUCUGAUCCAACGAAUAUGAGUUGAUGAUCGGAAUCAGGGGCUUGUGGUCGGUGACUACUUCAAAUGGCGCACCAGACAGGUAGAUGCGGCAUUUGCGCACGGCCCAUACUACAGCGAGCAUUUCCAACUCGAUGACAGCAUAACGGGUUUCAGCAUCAGACAGGUAGCGGGAUCCACACUGAAUAAUACGCCACUGAUCAUUCUGCUUUUGCCAAAGCACGAAUCCGAGACCUCUUAGAGCGGAUGCAUCGGUUUCAAGCCGGAGGUCUUGACCAACUUGAUAGAAAGCGAGAACCGGAGGAGACAAGAGAGCUUCCUGUGUCUGUUCAAACGCUGCAGUGUGGCUAGCGUCCCACAUGAACUCACGGGAGGUCUUGAGCAGGCCACGCAGAGGAUUGGUCAACUCGGCUAGAUGUGGAGUGAACUCGCCACAUUGGUUCACUAGACCGAGGAACGAACGGAGAUCAGUUCUGUUGGCGGGUACUGGAAACUGGCGAAUACCGGACGUCUUAUCAUCGUCGACGACCCAGCCAUCAGGCGUGACGUUGUAGCCGCAGAAAUGGAUACGUUGCGUACCGAACACAAACUUGGCGGGGCUGAACGUGAUACCAUGCUCCCUGGCGCAGAGCAGAAUCUCGCGCACGUGGCUGACAUGCGACAGAAAGUCGUCGUCGUACGCUAGGCAAUCAUCGACUACCUUGCCGAGACGCGGGAUGGCAGAGAACGCAGCAUCAGUGCGCCGGUUGAACUCAUCCCCAGCAGAUAUUAGACCCUGCGGGUUCCGUAGAUAACGAUAUCUGCCGUACGGGGUGAUAAACGUGGUGAAUUCCUGAGCAGUGUCACUGAGAGGAAUCUGCCAGUAGCCGUGCCUUGCAUCGAGCUUCGUAAAGAACUUAGCAGAGCCAACUCCAGAGACAACGUCACGUGCCGUAUGUACGGGAUGCGCGGGACGACGGACUUGGUCGUUCAGCCGCUUGAAGUCAACUGUGAGGCGCUUCUCAGUGCUGCCCUUCUUGUCUACUAUGACAAUCGGAUGGCACCAUUCACUAGGCUCCGUCACUGGUUCAAUGAUCCCGUCGCUGACCAUGCCGUCGAGCUGAGUCUUGAUCUGGUCACGGAAUGCAUACGGUAUUGGUCGAGCAGUGUGCACACAGGAAGGCUUAGAAUCAUGCUGUAGCUCAAUUUCCAUUGGCGGACCUUCCAUUGGCUUCAGACCGGAAUCCGAGAAAACGUCAGCGAACUCUUGCAGGAGCUGCUCACGUGUCCGCGCUAACUCAGCAUCACUAGGAUGAGCGCAUGACGAAACAGCUGCACAGAUCUUGGGUGAAGAUGCACCCUCGUGUUCAGCGGUGAAUUGGACUGGCCAAUCAGGUGGGAGAAACUUCAGCGCACGCAAUGAGGUAUGAGAGAGCAGGGCAUCGUGUAGACCCUUGUACACAUGGAUGACGGUUUCAUGCUGCGUCUCACCGACUCGUAGAGUCGCACGUAUUUUGCCCAGGUUGCGUAGCGGCUCACCGGUCACAGCCUGCACACAGUCGUGGUCGUCAUCUAAGUUCUCGACGAACCCACCGAUCUGCGUGAGGUGCUCCUCGCCAAUGGCAUCAAUGUCACUGCCUGUGUCUGGUGUCCAGGACAGUUGGGAUGGCUGAUCCUCUGUUUGCAGCAUGGUCGAAACAGGUACUGUGCGACGGUCCACGCGAGACGCACGCUGUAGCUUCAGCUGUCCAAGCUUGGCAGCAGAGCUAGUCUUGGGCUGUUUCUGGCUCUUGCACAUUCGCUGAAAAUGCCCAAUGCCAUGACAGGAGUUGCACUUCUUGCCCUUGGCAGGACAUACAGAUUUCGUGUGCUCAGAACGACCACAAUUUGGACAAGUGGACUUGGCCGCACUUGAUGCCUCACUUGGCUUAGAGUCAGCUGGCUUGUGACGUUUCUGCUGCUUGUACGCCGACUGCUUGGCAGCACUUGCCUGGAGGCCAGGACUGGGCAUGUGUGCCUUGGUGUGGUAUGCUGCUUCCUCCGUCCGACAGAGGGUGACAGCCUGGUCGAGCGUGAGACCAUGAGUUGCGAGCAACUUGUGUCGCGUCUCAUCGUUCCGCACACCAAUGACGACGCGGUCGCGCAGAGAUUCCUCCUUGAGGGUACGGCCGAGGCCUUUGCACUGCGCACAGCAGCGAGCAUCACACGUUCCACAUAGGCUGUGUGACAAGAAGUCGCAUGCACUUUGUAGUUCACACAGGGCUGUGUAAAACGCAUCAAAUGAUUCUCCAGCUUGCUGGACACGCUGGUAAAACUCUAUGCGGUCCAACAGUGGAUUACGUUGCCGUCUGAUAUACGCCUGAAUGCGCUCCAGCAUCAGGUCGACGUCAGCUGAAGCUGGUAUGCAAAUAAUAUCCUCUCGGAUAAAACGUCGCAGCUCCUCAUCGAAACACUGACGGAGUGUUGCCACUCUGGCCUCACGAGCCUGGCUGGCCAAAUGCUGGCAAACACUAAAAUCUCUCCAGCUUUCAACGAAGGAGUGAAAAUCAGCCAGCGUCGCAGACGACAAUAAGUGUGGGCAGGAAACACUGUUCACUGGCCGUGGUGCUGAGGUCUGCGAGGUGGACUGAGCUGGUGCUGAGGGCUGCGGAGUGAACUGAAGCUGCGAUGGUGAUAGCGACCUGCUCUGAACAUUCUUGAACAGAUCUUGCAUCGCCUUAUCACGAGCCUCAGCUGCACGCAUCUGCUGCUCCAUAAAUUUCAUCAGGACACCCAUUUGAGAUUCCUGCUGUCGCUCGGUCGCGGAGGACAGGUCAAAUCCGGUAUCGUCCUGUGAUUGUUCCAUUACGAUUAGUCACUCGUCCACGAGUACGAACAAAAUACACUACUAAAAUAAUUCAACUGAGACAGAGUUUCGAUCGCGGAAACUACUACUUCAUACGGAAAAACCAACUGGGCCCGUGCAAACACUACAAGGUGCGGACACAAGGCACGGACACAGGAAAGAACAAGUUCACUGCGCCAUGAUACGUUACUAUUUAUUCGUGAAGACUUGGGAACGGAAACAAAACAUGUCAUGAGAAAGAACAACAGGAAAAAGAAGCACACUCAACUAAUCUGUGUGUGUGCGUGCAUGCAGUACAACUAUGACGUAAUGAAUAUAGAUACACAUCAGUUGCAUGGCAUGAAAAAGAGCAACACAACACAGCUAGCAAAAAGUCAUCGAAAACCGUAAACAAUGAAUAAAAAACGAGUUUCCUGCAGUACCUAAGUUACAU
This is a messenger RNA of Sycon ciliatum, 7734 nucleotides long. Its product is annotated as gamma-tubulin complex component 4-like. The record is from RefSeq and is a predicted model, not a curated record. The transcript is spliced from 20 exons. Gene Ontology annotation, biological process: cytoplasmic microtubule organization; microtubule nucleation; meiotic cell cycle. Lineage: Eukaryota; Metazoa; Porifera; Calcarea; Leucosolenida; Sycettidae. The coding region runs from base 279 to 2240 and encodes 653 amino acids. Gene Ontology annotation, cellular component: equatorial microtubule organizing center; spindle pole; gamma-tubulin complex. Gene Ontology annotation, molecular function: gamma-tubulin binding; microtubule minus-end binding.